CCGGUUGAUCAAUCGAUCAACAUCCGGGCUCGCGCGGGAAGGCCCGCCCCGGCUCGCGCGUGCGCAGCAGGAACGCGCCGCCGCCGCCGCUCGGACCACGUAUCGACCCCAGCGCGAGCGUCCCAGGUCCCGUUAGUUUACGCGGUCACGAAGGACGAGCAGCCACCUACUUAGGCCCGGAGAGAAAGCCAGCCGACGCCGCUGCUGCCGCCACUGCCACCGUGCCAUGUCCGAUCUCGCCGAGCGCUCUUCCGGUUAAAACGCGCGCGCCCCAAAUAGCUAAGUGCGUCCGCAUCGCGUGCAUGAGCGGUACAGACUCAUCGUCGGGACACCUCGGCCCCUUUGACCCCUGAAGUCGCGCUAAGGCUCGCACUCGCCGGUUUCGCUAGACCGGCACCGCUCCGGCUUUCGGGCUGCUUGCAAAGAAGGCGGCUAUCUUCUCGUGCACAGACACCCCGUGCCGCACUGUGCAAGCCUCGAGUGCGCGCGCGCUUCGCUGAAGGCGGUGCACUAGAGACUUCUCUGUCGUCUGCUCGAAAAAAAGACUUCUUUCCUUUCUCCCUACCACCUGUGAUCCCGCAACGAUGGCCGUCGCCAGCAGUACGCAAGUAUCCCUCGUAGGAGUUGUUCUCUUCACGCUGAUGUUUGUGCACAAAGGCUGGGCCAUCUACUGUUGGCGUUGCAACUCGGCCUACGACCCCAACUGCGCCGACCCGUUCAACAACAUCACCUCGGAUCUCGUCAACUGCGACAUGCGCGUCAAGGAUCACCUUCCCCCGGGAACCCGGGCGCAAGUGUGCCGAAAGAUCGUCCAGAAAGUGUACAGCGACUUCCGCACCGUGCGCGACUGCGGAUGGCUCAAGGACGACAAGCAGGGCUCCGAGUGCAUGCGCCGCGCCGGCACCUUCAGCGUGCUCAUGAAGUACUGCAGCUGCGACAAGGACGGCUGCAACGGCGCCCGUCGGCCUUCGACCGCCUCCUCGUUGCUCAUGGUGGUGCCGCCGUUGCUGCUGCUGCGCCUGUUCAAGUAAAACUGCGUCACGACGGCCCCCACCACAUGCAGCACACGCGUCCUCCACUGCGGGACAGUGCACGUGCGCCGCGAACCAGACGGCCGCUUCGUGGCGUGCCAGAGCAACACGUGCCACGACGUUGCCGUGGCAUGCCAUCAUGGCCUGGUGCGUCGCGGCGUCGUGUGGUGAGCGACGACACGUCAGCUGCCUACCCCACGGUGCGGCGGUGUCAACGGGAGAACUACUUCGCGGUCUCGAAGGCGUGCAACGCCACGCGGGAACGUGCUCUUUUCGUCUGGACCCAAACGAAGAUGUUACGGGUGGCUUCGCGGAGGCCCUGCCAACUUGGCCGGACCACGCGUGGUCAAGUGCGGGCGGGGUCUGUAGUGCGUCUUGUUGCCGGGUGUAAAUUGUCGCGAGGCUUGAGGCUGUGCAUCUUGGGGAGGUAAAAUGACACGCUGCACUUGGCGACGCCCCUUGUGCAAGAGAACAGGCAUGGCGCUCAUCUAUAGUUGUGGACACUGUGUACACAUUACUCGGCUUGACGUUUGAGCGCCCAUUGUUCUGCUUCUGUGCGUUCCUCGAUGAUUUCUUCCGGUUUUAUUUGUUGCAUUGGUGCUGUCAUUUACCAGUGACAGCUCAAAGCAAACGGGAUAAAUCGGAUCAAUGCAAGCAACGAACUAGUCAGUCAGGUGUCGCCCAACUUACAGGGAAUGCUGAGCUCAGACGCGAUGUUGUGCGAGCUGACGCACUGCUUUGAAGCAUCGUAAGCAGCACAUUAGAGGGUACCUUACAGCGGAGUCGUCGCCGCGCGAAACGAAAGCAACGUUGUCAUAGGUAGCCAAAAUCUUCAAUGUCAGAUUAGUCACUCAGCAUAGGCUGCGCGAUGAUAUCAUUUGUGUUGGGCGCACAUGAGAAGUGACUGCAUCAAACUGUCAUGUCUCCCGACGCCCAAGCCGAAUCACGAAAUCACAUGGGCAUCAGGACACGACGCCGUGGUGGUACGAAAGCUCACACGAGUGCUGUCAGAACGGCGCUUACCAAUGGCCGAAGGACUAUUGCCCCUAUUCUAUAAUAAUUUAUACCAGCAGAAGAAAUCUUAAAGCUAAACAUCCCGGUGAAACUAAAGGUUUGCGUGCAUUAUACCAUUCUUGUUGCAGAUAUUCUAAAAUGCAUAUUUGGAUUUCAGUAGAGGCUUCAGAACUACAUGCUAAGUCUCGCGGCUGGGACUAUCUGCCCGAAGGGAACAAUCUUGCCUGAAAACUGCCGCUAUUUCUUUUUUCAGUGCUUCCGGUGUCAGACGUUAAGCUUUAGGACACUGGAAACACAUUCUUGUGCUGUGACGAUAUUGCGGUCCCGGCCUUCCCCUGUUCGGCAAGCGAAGAGCCCGAAUAACCGAUGUGAGAACGAACGAAUCCUUAGUGUAGAACCAUAGACUAAUUACUUGCCAGUGCUUGCAGAGAAACGAGCGUUCUUCGUCGCUUCGGUCGUCUCAGCUGGGUUGUAUUCACCUGCGAGACUACCCCAUGGUGGCAAUGAACCCUUUCUUAUGUUUAGCUGGUUACGAGUGAAGUCAUCGUUGUGGCAACUGCCACAACGCCAGCUGCACCCAUAUUUUCAACCGAGUUGUCCUUUCAGAUAAGUUCACUAUGCAUAGGUGCAGUGCUCCGUGUUGUCCCUUCCUGAUUCGUCCUGUUGAGCGCAAAUUCUCUGGCGCUGCGCACGGUCGCCCUCUUGUUGAGCUCUGCCACUGUCACAUGCCGCGACACCGUUGCUGCAAGGUGCAGCCUCUGCAUACAACACACUUGCUCGCUGCGGUGUAGCGAUCAAGGCUGGCUUUCCCAAAACUUCGUCUGUGGCACCAAUGCGCAGCGUGCGUUGCAAGUUAAGGCAAACAAUAUUGCUGUGUGAGCGUAGCAGUUCACAUUGAAAUGCGUUUUGUGUAGUGGAGUCGCAUUUGUCAAAAGCUUUAUUGCUCGUAUGAUCGUGAGCGAAGAUCUGGGAGGUGCAAGCCUUUUGAAUGUUGCAGGGUCGCUACAAAUACUCAUGGACAAGUAGUUUCGAACUUUUGAGCAAAUGGCUCUAAUGCCACACUGCCACGAAGACAAGUGAAAAGUGUUUAGGUCGUCAGGUAGCCGUCAUCGGCGAUCUUAGCGAAAGCCUUGAUAGGCUCAUUGGACUGAACUUAAACAGUGUAUUCAUCACGUGUCGCAAAGAGGAGCCUUCAUUGUUCAGAAAGUGAUACCGAGAUAUAGUUCCAUGGCUGCUUCAGCAGAUAUGUAUGCAUUCAUAUGUCUCAGGAAAGAGUAGAAAUACAGGAAGUUAAUUUUUUUCUUUAGAACUUAUGAAGUUGGCAUAAUAAUUGACAAUACUUGCAGGUAACACAACUUGCAGCUAGUUUAGUAGACGGAACAACCUGCGUAGAAAAGGUAGGCUGGAACCCUCAGAUCUUCCGUUGCCCACGAAGCACUCGCAGCCCGUUGAUAGCACUCCACGCUGUCAUUACUAAGCUUGUACAUAGUGUGCAUAGUUUGUGGUUAUUUGCUUUUCUCAGUGUUCAUAGAACGCAGCACGUUCCUGUGUGGCAAAGCAGCCGAUUGUAGAUGCAAAUGCAGAGAACGUACGCAAGCCGUGUUUCGCUAUUGUUCUAGCUCUGUUGGUUUCGAAGGCGACGGACUGUGUGGUCCGCGCCAGCUUUCACUUUAUGCUCACAUCGCACUAGUGCGGCUUCAAUCAUGCUUCUGCAAAUCACAAUGAUACACUACGCUUAGCGUGGAUGACGCCUGCCGCGGCCUGCUACUAGAAGCCGCGAACCCGACCCCGUGUAAACGCGGGUAUACCGCGUCGUAUCUUGUAGCAUGUAAGUCCUUCGUGUGUUCCUUUGUGGUUAGUCGCUCUCCAAUUCAAAGGAGGCAAUAUGUACGCGCGUCAUAUGAACUUAUUUAAACGAAGUUUAGUCUGCGUUCUAUUUCAUCAAAAAAAAAAAAAUCAGGUCGAGGGGGUGGGUUCGGGGGUCUUUGUCACAUACAUUCAUGAAGAAGGCAUCGGAUGCUUGCAACUGUGCUACAUGCUGAAAACAAUACGGUCACUCACUUGUGUUUCUGUGUUUACUGAAAGUGUUAAUUUGCGAAUGCUUCAUUCUAUGUCUCAUAUUGGUAAUGUUUGCUGAUGUAAGGGAGGAGAGGAUAACUUUAAAGAGUGUUUCAGUGGGAGAAAUUGUGCCAUACUUGCUCUGCGUAGAGGAGGACAGAAUGCGCGAGACUAUUUGUAAUACUUGUUUGGAAGGGAUCUCAUGAAACUUCCGCGCCUUAGUGAAUGAAAGAGCCAGCUUUUUUUUUCUUUAUGUGUCAUUUCAAAUGUGUUGUUGGAUGCUUGCGAGAGAGAAUAUUCACCAUGCGGCAACUUAAAUCAAGAAUGGUUCUGUACCUAUCGAUUCGUGAGAGCGUAUUGUCGGUUACGUUUAACGCUCCUGCGUUUCAUUUGUCUUGCGUAACGCAAGCACAAUCCUGUUUUUUACGUUGCUUUAAAUUUUACCUUUUCUACCUUUUUUUUUUUUUCAGAAAUAGCGAUUUCUUUUUCACACGACAUACGGAAAUUCGGCUCGAACACAUUAGACGUCAGAGAUUACGCACUGCAUGCCACUACUGAAUUGCAUCAAGUAUUAUUCGAGAAGAUAGUGCGUCUGCGUAUAAUUUAGGCUGUGCGAAAAGACCACCGUACGACAUUUGCAGAAUAAUGCCACUCUCGGUAGCCAGAAAAUCGCAUGCACAACACUUAGACGAAAAAUCAACGCUCAUUUAGGCCGUCAUUCAUCAAAGUGUUAGCUUUGCCUAGAAAGAAAAGAACUGGCAGACAGAUGGUUGAAACUGCGCUAGCUCGUGCACGAGUAACUGAAGAGGAGAACGUUGUAUGCGGCACAAUAGUUUGUGAGCAGUCAUUUUGCACCAGCGCCAGUGGUUUUCAGGCGAGUCAAACGAUCAGCUCGGUGAUCACUACGCCGUCGAUGGAUGUUUUCUCGCUGCGGCGAAUCGCGAUCUUGGGAAGACAGCGUUGAAGAGAUCCCGGGCAUGCUCUCGUUGCUGCGGGAAACGCGAUAACUAAAGGAAAGAGAUAUUGGAGAUUCACAGCAGGCGAUGUCACAUCGAUUGCUCCUCUCUUUAAUCCCCCGAGCAAGAAUGCGUUCUUCGCGUGGGAAUGGCGCGGAUGCAGGCGCUUCCAUAACCGUCGCACUUCGGCGACAACGAGCAACUUUCUUUUCAUCAAGCCAGUUCGGCGCUCUGCAUGAGCGCCUUGCGGAUUGAAAAGGCGUGGGACACUCUGUGCAAUAGUUACCGCGGUAAUAUUCAUCGCCCACAUCGCGUUCUCCCUGAAAGGCGAAUGUGUUUACGCGAGGCGACAACAAUAGUAAUAAAAAAAUAAAUAAAGCCACACCUGCCUGAAUGUGCGUAUCGUAGUGAACACCGGCUGUAACAGUUCAUGCACGGAAUAAACGCUAAAACAAAGUAAACGACGCAGAAUUUCUGAUGCGUAUUGGUUGUGACGUGUGAUCUUGGUAUACACCUCACUAUGAUAUACGUUUGGUGGUUGAGGUUCGUCACGCUACGCAACGCACCACUGUGGUAUUGUGCCCUGAGACGCAGACUCGGUGUGUAUAGCACGUGUUCGUGUUUGAAAAAGGAGAAUGGGGAGAUGAGCAUUAAUACUAUGCGCCGGCUGAGUGCCUCGACGGCGUUCAAACUUGACGUCUUUGUUUUCUCUGUGUGUAUCUUCUAACACCGCGGGUAGAAAACUGUCGGUACAAGAGGAUGCCAACGAUUCAACUUAAAUGUCGUUCAAUUCAAGAAACGCAAACGAGAAGGAUAUACGAAAUACAAAAACGUCACUGUUUCGGACAGUAAGAGAGGCACAGGUAAUAACCCUACUUACUCACUGCCCAAUUAUCUCCGCCACUUUAUCCAAGCAAGGUGUAUAGGCGUAUGUAGCCGUCUGGAAGAAAGUGUAAGCACCUAGCAAUAUUAUACGCCGCACAGCGCUUUUAUGGACUGCUUCACCAAAGAUGAUAGAGAGAGACAGAGUAGAUCUGGUGAAGGUGAGAGACGCAAAAUAAUUUGAGCUUGCCUACGGGACGUAGUCAGCCCCGUUACAAACAUCGUGCUUCAACGUCGCGCUGUUGUUUCGCCACAUCAAAUAAACUGAUAGCGUGUUAGUGUCAGGCUAUAGACACUCAUCUCGAGUAGCACGCAGAGCUUUUUAUUUUUUCCCUCGCUUUAAGCACAAGACUAGAGACAGGCGCAAAAAAAAAUAAAAGAAAACGAAAUAUGGUAGAAUAGGAGAUGCGACCAACUCAUAAUAAUAUGCUGUACGCUGCAGCGCAGAGCGUACAGCAUGCCAUCUUGAAGAUAUGUUCUAUACCAAGAUUUUUUAUGCGUGCGUACAAUUUUUUCUGUGAUUUUCCUGACUGUUUUUGAACCGCUUGAAACAUUUCAAUUGAAAUCUUUCUUUUCCUAACUACGCACACACCAAACCGCUAUCGAGAAGACUUGUAGAUAAUCACGUAGCGUCACCUUCGGACGCGGUAGAUUGGCACUGGUUACGUUGCUGGAUAUAUUUACUGUUCCUAGUGGGCAUGUACCAUACCGUAAGAGCAGCAUCAGGUAGAACAUACCUCUUUUACGCGAAUAAGGAGCUGGUCAUGAGCGUGAAUGAGAGAGAGAGAGAAUAAAAAAGAAAUAGGCAGAUUGUACUCCUCACUGUGCUCGAAUAUUUUAGGUGUUGUUAGAAGGUAGUCGUAUCAUCUUUGGCCCGCGAAAAACCACAGUGCGCUUUUCGGCAAGCGCAAGAGCAUUCUAUUUUACUUCCUCAGCCUAUGCUUAUUUGCUAUUUGAAUCCGCGACGCUGGAAAGGGUAGCACGCCCUUGUAACAUGGCAACGUCUUCACAUAACGAAACUGGUGGCAUUUAAAAUAAGAAACGUAAGGAAGUACAAAAAGCAAUGCUUCAUUCCGUCCUGAAGUGACCUGCAUAAUGUACUCUCUGCGCCUGAGGUAAAGCGCGUCCGAUCACCCAUCAGGACCAAAACCUAUUCAGAACUUAUUGCUGCGCCUAUGUUCUUUGUUAACACUUUGCUACGUUGUUGCCGCGCUCAUGUAAGGUAACCUGCUUGUGUCUUCUUUCCCGUCAGACUGAAGCAAAAGGAAAAAAAAGAGUUAAAAAUGUCUUCCGUGCGCUUCCGACCAUCAACAGUCAUUUCCCUCCUAUUUUUGUGUGCACGGCCGAAAAAUAUCGGCUGCAAAAACGUAUUUCCCAUGGUUGCAACAGUUCGUGUUGCAUUUGGCAUUUCACCCCGGAAGAUGAAAAGGAAAGCGAAUCUGACACGUUCCUCCACUCGCAGCCCUCCUCUUCGACUCGACGAAGUAAAGCCUCUUAAACUUCGUAAAGUAGCGAAACUCUCCUCCUCUGCCUUCACUCCUCCUCGUUUCUCCUCUCUUUCACGCUCCCUCUCGACCGUGGCGCCGCCUACACUGCUCGAGCGUAGCAACGGCGCCAACAUGCACUCCUCGCCACUCCGUAGACGCUUCUCGAGCAAAAAUGGCGCUGAUGCACGGCGCGAGGGCCCACGUGAUGCUAUUAGGCCAAUAGCGACGCGGCGUCGGCCUCAGCCAGAGCGCGCGAGGAGGAGGCGGCAUUCUUCAAAGCGUGGCACUACUUCACGAAGUUUAAGGGGUUUUACGACGAAGUGGAUCGCAGCACCGCUCAUCGACAGAAGUGGUCACUGCUAUUUAUUGCCGCUCCACGGUACCCUUGAGAAGCGUACUGUUUUUUGGGGGUCGAGGGGAGGCGCUGUGCUCAACCCUGUUGAGUGGAGAGAGAGCUUCGAGAACCCGAGGAAAAGAGUUUUGCGGACGUCAAGAUGGCGCCUAAUGUUCAAAUUACAACCCGGGUGUUUGGCGCCAUGGUCACCUUAUACUGCACGAGCCCCUAUCUAGUCAUACAGCCGCUCACUCCUCUGAGGCGUGCAGGAUGCCUGGCCGAAUACCGGUGGAGCGUCAGGGCGCAAAGAACACGGCGCGAAAUAUAUUCUCAGAGGCCAUAGUUUUUGUGUGUGCACUUCGGAGCGAAUAUUGGAGCGAGAGUCGCACAGCAACGCGCGGACUCUCGGUAUCAAAGUGGAGCCCGCCGCCAACUUUAGCGAACAGAGUAGAAGUUGCGCGAGUGAAAGUAUUGCUUCUUUAUUUUGUGAAACGCGCUCGUAUGUUUUGCAACAGAGAGCUUAUUUGAGACGUCAGAGUCGGGAACCGAACGUCAGCAGGUGCGUCUCAGUGGUCACACCUGCUAGGGUGUACAUGGUUUCUGUACAUUGUAAAUUUGACCGUGUGGGCGCUGUCGAUAAGUGUUCUCAUAAUUAAUACUGUAUCGGCGAGGUGACAAAGAGAAACAAACGCACGUUGACUACUUUGAUUGUUUAAAAAAAGAACAAUAAUGUACACGACCAAAGGACCAGAAGUACCACGCAGUGGCGGUACGAAAUAUUGCCGUUCAAAUGAAUUUGUCAAGACGCUUUCAUUUCAGCUUUCCUUUCUUUCUCUUUCUGCCGCUCCUGUUGCUGUUGCUUUUCUUUGUGCGCGACGUUGUAAAGGACACUGGUUCAAGAAAACAGAGUUACCAGAAGCCAAGACUGGUACUAUUUUUGUUGCCCACUUUUACAGGCGAAAGGUAUAACUUGGCUGUGCGCCACUUUUUUUCCCUCAAAAUCACCGUGCGCUUAAAAGGUCAGCAGGAAAAAAAGCGCCGCAAGUGCACAGCAAUGUACCGCAAAUCAUGCUAUCACAUUGUGUUCUAAUGGUGUAAUAAAGCGUCAUACAACA
This is a messenger RNA of Dermacentor andersoni, 8877 nucleotides long. RefSeq names its product UPAR/Ly6 domain-containing protein crok-like. NCBI's taxonomy places the organism in Eukaryota, Metazoa, Arthropoda, Arachnida, Ixodida, Ixodidae. Gene Ontology annotation, biological process: positive regulation of voltage-gated potassium channel activity; sleep; regulation of synaptic transmission, cholinergic. The record is from RefSeq and is a predicted model, not a curated record.